UUUGCUUACAUUCCCUCAGCACUUUCAUGAUAUUCAUCACUUUCCUGGUUGUCGACAAAACGUACCACUACCAGCUUUCAGAAGAACGAUCGGUCUUUCAGCCACAGCGAAGAAGGUGGAACUCGAGUAAAGAGAUUACGCACCAAACCCAAAUCAGCUCAUCAUGUGUACGGGGAAAUGUGCUAAAUGCACCGCAGACCUUCUCCUUCCAUUCGGCCUCAUAGCCAUAAUUGGAAACAUCUUGCUGUUUUUCCCCAACGGUGAGGUGUGGAGGACAGAGGAGAUCACAGAAAUCAUCUGGUUCUUUCCCGGGGUCAUCGGUGGAGGCCUGCUGGUGUUUUUGCCCGCUGUGGUGAUAAGGGCGGCUGGGGUCGAGGGCAGCUGCUGUGCAAACAGAUGUGGGAUGCUGCUGGCCAUGCUGAUGUCAGUGCUGGGAGCUGCUGGAUCAGUGUACUGUAUGAUCAUCAGUGUGAUCGGCCUGCAGGACGGGCCUCUGUGUGACACAGGAGACGGCGUCUUCAUCUACCCCUUCAUCAACACCACCGCAGAAGAGAGUUACCUGUUCAACCAGACGUGGUGGCGUGUGUGUGAGAGGCCGAGGAACGUGGCGCUGUGGAACGUGGUUCUGUUCUCGGUUCUGCUGAGCGUGGGGACGCUGGAGGCUCUGCUGCUAUUAGCGCAGGUGGUCAACGGGCUGAUCGGCUGCCUCUGUGGGACCUGCAUGAACAAGAACCAGCAGACACAGAUGGCCUGAAGACCGAACACACACACUCCAGCACGAGGAUCUGCACAGCGAAGAACAGCACUGGAACAUCCACACACACCUACAGGAGCGUACACACACCUUCAGCAACAUCCACACACACACGUCAAAGAGGAAACCCUUUCUCUGCUGUAACUGAAGCCUGUUUCUAUGAUGAUGAUUAGUCCUCAAAGGGACUCAGGGCAUGUUUUAAGGUAAAGACAGUAGUAGAAUACUCGACUGUGUGAAAACUCUCAGUGUUGUAAUGUUCUCUGUGGUGCAGCUUACACACCAUGUGUGAACAGAGCAGGGCAGAACUCUGUAUUAGCUUGAUAAAUCCUGCAUUCAGUGUUAUUUUCUCUUUUAGAGUAAAGUAUUAAAUCACUAAGAUAGUUUUGGUUCUGUAUCAAGGGUGUUUAAGCUGCAAUAUUCAUAAUAAAACCUGCUUUGGGGGGUCACUUCUCAUUAUU
This is a messenger RNA of Danio aesculapii, 1212 nucleotides long. Its product is annotated as transmembrane 4 L6 family member 1. Gene Ontology annotation, cellular component: membrane. The record is from RefSeq and is a predicted model, not a curated record. The transcript has 6 exons. Lineage: Eukaryota; Metazoa; Chordata; Actinopteri; Cypriniformes; Danionidae. The coding region runs from base 164 to 754 and encodes 196 amino acids.